Messenger RNA from Helianthus annuus (common sunflower), 2270 nucleotides. RefSeq names its product protein IQ-DOMAIN 32. The transcript has 6 exons. The record is from RefSeq and is a predicted model, not a curated record. Gene Ontology annotation, molecular function: protein binding. The coding region runs from base 183 to 2054 and encodes 623 amino acids. Lineage: Eukaryota; Viridiplantae; Streptophyta; Magnoliopsida; Asterales; Asteraceae.
AAUAAUCAUGUUCACGUCCCGGUUUCACUACCUGCCAACUCUCUCACUCACACUCUUCCCUCCAACUAACUGCAAGUUCCAUCAUUGGCCAAACAAUGUUAAACUGUAAAAUCUGUACAAAUAACCGAUUAAGCACAAUUCAAAUUGUUUGAUUCUCGAUUGAGCUAUAUACAGGUUGGAUCAUGGGAAGAUCUAGCGGAUAUUGCUUCAGAAUCAUUGCUUGUGGCAGCAACAGCUCUGAAUCCGUCGAUAGAGACGAUCUGAAUGCUUCUGCUGAGAACAACGGUUCCGAUAAAAGAGGAUGGAGCUUCCGCAAACGAUCAGCGGGACAUCAAGUACUAACAAGUACUGUCAUAACCGAAAUACCUUCCGAGAAUAAGAACUCAGAACCUGUUGUUAUCAACUAUGAACCACCUGUCAUUUCUGUACCUGAGAAAACUACUGCAAAUCUAUGUACAGAGGAAUUGCCUUGCGUGUCAACAUCAACUACCAAGGACAAUACGGUGUCUAGUUUGGUCACUGAAGUUGCUGAUAAGGAUGAAAGUAAAUUCGAUUCCAGUCUUGAUGAAUCAUCCGUCAUUGUCAUCCAGUCUGCUGUUAGGAAAUACUUGGCUCAGAGAGAACUGAUAAAGUAUAGGAAAAUUGUGAUAUUACAAGCUGCUGUACGAGGGCAUUUGGUUCGUUGUCGUGCUGCUGGAACGCUGCGUUGCAUUCAAUCUAUUGUUAAGAUGCAAGCUCUUGUUCGUGCCCGCCAACGUAGCAUGCCUCUUGAAAAAACGUCUACACGUAAAAUGGGGAAACAAGAUUCUAAAACCUUACCACAUCCAACAUAUACUACAAUUGAGAAGUUACUCAGUAACCGAUUCACUAUCCAGCUAUUGGAAUCCACACCAAGAACCAAACAAAUUAGUAUAAAAUAUGAUCCAUCGAAAGACGAUCCCGCUUGGAAAUGGCUGGAAAGGUGGACAUCGGUGUCUUCUCCCCAACUUAUGGACCCACAUGCAUCAAAUACUGGGCCUGAACUCGGGCCCGAGAAGCCCGUAGUGGACGUUGAACAGCCCAAACGUCCUUCCAAGCGGGCUGCCACUGAACAAGCAGAUUCAGAGGAAAGAAAGUCUGUGUUUGGAUCAAGAAAGCCGAGUAAUUCAGCAUUCAUUGCGGCCCAUUCAAGAUUCGAGGAGUUGACUUCUACGAACAAGUCAUUGACUUCCAUCAAUUCUUUAAAUCAAGAACACAUGGUGGAUUCUCCUGCGGAUAAAAAUGUUUCUGUUGAAUCUGUGGGACCACCAGUUUACAAAAGCAUAAAAUUGGGUCAUAGUCGAAACGGUGGGUCAGAAUGUGGAACUGAGCUUUCCGUCACAUCCAUGCUUGACUCACCAGAUCCAUCAGAGAUUGGAAACACUGAAUGCAACAAAGAAGUGAAAGUCGUAGGCACUGAGUUGACUCGCUCCAUUUCGAAUCUAUCAGAAAACUUUGAUUGCAACACGUCUAAUGAACACAUUGAGCUGGAACUUGAAACCGGCCGUCAAAUGUACAAGUCAUCAUCAAUGCAUAAAGAAGUCGAGUCCCCAGAAACAUCAAUAAAAGGUCAUGUAACCGCCUCUGAACACGUAGUAACACCAUCUAGCCAGAUAUCAGAUAACAAAAGGAGUAAAAAGGUACGGAUUCAAAAACCGAAACCAUGGUCAAAUACUAAAAGGUCAACUGUAAGAAAUAGUUUGGACCAUUUACCUAAAGAGGCUAAACCCACGAACCGGAGGGAUUCUCUAGGGUCACAAAGUUCUGAACAACCAGUUGAUCAGGAACCUCGAGAUAGUUGCAGUAGUAAUUCUAUACCAAGUUACAUGCAAAUUACUGAAUCCGCAAAAGCAAAAGCUCUGGCGAAUAACUCACCAAGUUCAAGUCCAGAUGUGCAAAGUAAAGAAGCUUAUUUGAAAAAGAGACACUCGUUGCCCGGUUCGGUUAGCGGCAGGCAUGGCUCACCACGGCUCAAGCGGACCCCACAACAGACCACCAAGGGAAAAAGUAAUCCAGAGAGGAAAUGGCAGAGGUAAUGUAAAGCAAAGGCGAGGUGAUUCUAAUCCCUGCAUUUUUUCCUCUGUCGCGUUACUGCUUUUGUCCGCGGUUAGUUGUGCCGAAAUUCCUUUUUUGAUGAUCUGCUUGUAUGUUUGUAAACUAAAGUUGUGUGCCAUUUUUUAUUUUGCUAUUUUUUGGGUAUAUUUAUGAAUAUAUUUAAUUUAAAAUAAAGAUCUUUAGACAAUUUUAAAGUA